AUGGGUUCAGACUUUACAAAAUUCAAAGAAGCAUCCAAAAGGAAAAUAUAUAAUUUCAUUAUUAUGUGUACUAGCCAAGAUAAUUUACAUAUGUGAAAGGUUUUCAGCUAAAUGUUGAUUCUUUUUUUUGUUUAUAUUAUAAAUUUUAUUUAUCUAUUUAGGACUAAAGGCUGCAAAUGGCGCGAACGUUUUAGUCCAAAAGCUUCUUUAGAAGAAAAAAGUGCAUUUUCUUUUUUGUUUUUGUCUUGCCAUUUGGUCAUAAUAACUUUUUUAAAUAUACUUUUUAGUGAUUCCUUGAAACUGAUUUUGUUACAAAUUAUUAAAAAUUUGCUUGGUAACGUUAAUUUCAUAGACUUUUAGCUUUUUCAUUUAUUGUAUAUGUGAUUUUCGUUGCAUUAUUUGUUCAUCUAUUUACAUUAUUUGUUCAUCUAUUUAUUUUUCGUUUUCUAAUUAGGAACAUGGUUAUUAUAUCAUAUAAUAUUAAUCAAAUUAUAUUUGUAGUCAAUCAGUUUAAAAUCCCCCUGAAUCAAUUAUCCACCAUAAUCCUUAAAUGAACUAAAGCGUGUGUAAAUGUGAUGUCUCAAGUAGUUCAUGCUGAUGCUGGUGAUAAUUAUACAAACAUAAGUCAUUCUUUAAGCUUUUUCUGAAAUUGGGCCCCUAUUCUCUCUCACUACAUACAUUCCAAUCUUAGCUUCAUUAUCUGUCACAUAGAGAUUCUGCUUCUUCGGCUUUUCUUUAUAUAGGGAAACAAAACAAAGUUUCAUUAUAUAAGAGAGGUUCAACAAAUCUUUUGAAGAGUGAGAGAUCAGAUGGGGAAUCACAAGUUCAAAUUUUCAGAUAUGAUCCCAAAUGCAUGGUUUCACAAGCUCAAAGACAUGACUAAACAGUCUAAACCCAAAAACAAACCUAUUUCUUAUUCUUCCUCAAACACUUGUAACAAGAAGAAACUCUCCUCAGAUUCUCUUCCUCAUAACUCUUCAGCCUCUCAUUUCUCCAACAGCUUAGUAGCUAACAGUCCUCACCACAACUCACCAAGAAACUCUACUCACAGAAAAAGGAUGAGUAAAAGAAAGACACUUUACAAGCCAUCUCUUAAACCAAACACUCCUCCUUUUGCAUCUGCUGGUUUUGACAAGAGCAAGAUCAUUGGUCAAGAUUCGUCCCACUGCCCAUUUCCAGCUCUUGAAAGGUCCCCUGAGUAUUUUGUGUAUAGUUUCUACGAAGAGGAGAGUGAUGAACUCGUUGAUCAUUCCAACUUUAAGAUCAAAACAAACAACAAAGCUUUCACAGAGAAAGCUUGUCCUGCAAGAAACUCAACCAAGAAACAGCUAAGAAGCCAUCUUUCUGUGAAGAUUAAUAAAGAGAAAGAAGACGACGAACGCAGAGCAGAGAAGAAAUACCAAAACCAAGUUUCUAGUGGAAGAAAAUCAUCUGCAGGGAUAAACCUCAGAAGAGUAAAUUCACCUAGAAUUCAACUCUCAGGUACGCGUAGAAGCACGUCUAGAUCAGAGAACAAACAAGCUGUUCUUGAGAGUUUUGCAGUGAUGAAGAGUUCGGUUGAUCCAAAGAAAGACUUCAGAGAAUCAAUGGUGGAAAUGAUAGAAGAGAACAACAUCAGAGCUUCAAAAGACUUGGAGGAUCUUCUUGCUUGUUACCUUUCCUUGAAUCCAAAGGAGUAUCAUGAUCUUAUCAUCCAGGUUUUCGAGCAAAUCUGGCGUCAACUUACAAAAACCAAGUAAAAAAAAAACCUCUUAAUGUAAUGUCAAUAAUUAAUUAACCUCCGGUAACAUGAGUAUUAGUAUCUUUCUGUCUUGUGAAGUUGUAGUUUUAUGGUUUUUCUUUUCUUUUAUUUAUUUUUCUUUUAAGCAAUGGAACCAAAUAAUAAAAGUAGUUAUCAUCUUGUCGUUUUUUAAUUCAAAAAUGAUCGAUCACUAUAAGGGCGUGCAAGUACUGAUAAGACUUGAGACAUAAUUGACCACUUACCAUAUUCUUGUCUUUUCUAUGACAUAUAAACAGAGUUAAACUACUGCUUCAAGAUUUGUUAGUGUUAUUUCUUAGAACUUGGUGAUGGAUUGCGCCAUUAUCCUUUGAAUAUUUUGAAAUUACAAAGUUGAAAUUGGCGGUAAAAACAACAUGGAAGAGACAUGAACAGUGUGAAACUCAACAAGUCCGGAAUAAACAUACGAGAGUGCAUGAUCGCUGGAGAUAAAGAGGACCACUGACUGACACAUAAACUGAGAUUUAACCAAAGAAUCAAGAAACAGAGAUGUGAUUUAAUCUUUAAAGUUUUGCUUUCUUCUCAUCUUUUUGAAGAAGGAAGAAGAGAAAGAGGACCACUGUUCCCAUCUCCUACCUCUGUUUGGCUUAUGAAACUUCAGCGAAGACAUGUGAAUAGAGUAUGAUUUCUGAAUGAACUUUCUCGAUUAAAGAGCAUCAAGUAUUAAAACAUUGAUAUAAGAUUGAGAACUAAAAUAAUAUGUAAGAAGUAUUUGAUAAUCUAUAUUCGUUUUCAAUUGGUUUUGAGUUACAAGCCAACAUAACGAAGAAAAUAUUUCUUACUUUAUCAUUGUGUGAAUUUGGAUUUUAUAGACUGCCAAUUAUGUGUGAACUUAUAUAAAAAGAUAAAAAGUUAUGGAAAUUAGACAGUGAAACAAUGGUGUUAGCCUUCAAAAAAUAAUGGUGUUUACACACAAAAACCAGUAAACUACACCACCCAUCAGAAACAAAUCACAUUUACAUAAAUUUUUGUUUUUUAACAACAACCACAAAUUUGUCCAAUGUAAAACUACUCCAACUAUUAAAAUGCACGCUAAAAAUGUGAAAAAUCAAAUCACAAAAUAGUUUCAUAUGAGGUUUGAAAACUUUUAACCAAAAUUAUUAUUUUAUUCAUCCAAAAUCAUUUAAAUCAAAUACUAUAUUGAAAAUACAUUCUACAGAUUUGACUGGUAAUAUACCAAUAUAAUAAAUCAAAUAGAUAAUGUCUCAAAUGGUAGAAAAAAUUAAAAAUAAAUAACAAUAUUAUUUUAAACCGAAAAAAACAAUACUAUAUUAAUAAAAAUUAGAGUAAAGGUGGUAUACAUGUAUUUUUCCUCUAUAGUAAGGAGAGUAAAAAUACGAGAAAACAAUACCGUAGGUAAGUUUUUUAAGUAGAAAUCAGAGUAAUUUAAAAUUUAGAGUAAUAAUUUACUCUACUUAAAAAUUGCAAGCCAAAGAAAAGAAAGGGAAAGGGGAAAGGGGUGUAUUUGUUUGUUUCUGGAUUAUUCGCUCAGCGCCGCGUGCUCUCGUCUUCGAUCUCCCUCCAGG
This is a messenger RNA of Brassica napus (rape), 3303 nucleotides long. Its product is annotated as transcription repressor OFP2-like. Bases 810 to 1739 code for a protein of 309 amino acids. Gene Ontology annotation, biological process: negative regulation of DNA-templated transcription. The record is from RefSeq and is a predicted model, not a curated record. The transcript has a single exon. Gene Ontology annotation, molecular function: DNA binding. Lineage: Eukaryota; Viridiplantae; Streptophyta; Magnoliopsida; Brassicales; Brassicaceae.